CACUUCUAGAAAAACGCAGCCGCCGGGGUGAGUUGGGGCAGCUAGUGCUUGUUGUUUUUAUAGCUAACGCUGUACUUCAGGAACCAAACUGCCUGCCGCGGUGCUUCAUAUUACGCCGUCAGCUCAGCUGACUCACCAGAGGGACAUUUAGAUCAAAUACAACUCUGGCAAACAGCUGACAGCAGAGAGCCACACUGUUGGAGCUUCUUCAAAACAGCUAGCAUCAGCUAGCGGAGCAAAGCUAGUCUGCUAGUUGCGUAGCAGCAAUGGAGUGGCUUGGUAACAGCGCUUUACUUCAUGAUGAAGAGUCGAGCAGUGACCCAGCUCGAGCAGCCAACGGCUUCAUCGGUGUUCAUCCUCACCAGCAGUCACCGUUGUCGCACCGCUGUGAUUGUGCCAUGGCGUCGCUGUGUCAGGGCCGCUGUGUGAAAGCCUCCAUCGUGUCCAGCUGGAGACUGGCUGAGGCCCAGGAUCAGCUCUGCUCCCUGGGCGUCCACAGCUCAGAGUCCCUGGAGCAGGAGCGUGCUCGGACAAUGGCCUGCCCCACCGAACUCACGCACACUGAGGAGGAGUGGCGCCGCAAGGAGAGCAUGCUGGGAGGUCAGGAGCCCAGCCGCAGUCCUGUGCUCGGAGCUGCCAGUAGUUGGGACGUUUUUGAUAAGAGUAUUAUCAAUGUUCAACAUCUCCCUGAAGAUAUGGAUCAGGAAAAGUGCAAGACGUUUCUUCAAAAGUUUGACCAAGAGCUCCGGCAUUUUGGUAUGUUGCACAGAUGGGAUGACAGUCAACGAUUCCUUGCAGAGAUGCCUCAGAUCAUCUGUGAGGAGACGGCAAACUACUUAAUUCUGUGGUGCAUGAGACUACAGCAAGAGGGGAAAGAAGCCCUGAUGGAGCAGGUGGCGCACCAAGCUGUCGUCAUGCGCUUCAUCCUGGAGAUGGCCUCGACCUCUCAGCAGGAUCCAAGAGGCUGCUUCAGACACUUCUUCCACAAAGCCAAAGAAGGACAAGACGUCUACUUAGAAGUCUUCCAUUCAGAGCUCGAGGCCUUCAAACAGAGAGUGAGAGAAUCCGCACUCAGGUCCAGAUGUGACGCACUCCAUAAUGUAGAACCACAACAAAGUGACACAAACUGCAGAGUUAAACCCAAAGAAGCCCUGGACUCGUUUCCUAUAGUGUCCGAGUAUCCCAAGAAGCGUUACAUAGAGGACGGACUGUGGACAAGCACAGGGAGGUGGACAAAGGACGACGGUGCAGAAACGGACGAUAUGCGCAUGAUGGAGACCUCCUAGGCUCCUGCUUCUCCUCCAUCUCCACCGCCUCCCCAUUUAGGAGUUUUAAAGUCCUCUAUACCCAGCAGAGCAGAGCAGGAAUAAAAGGAGACUUGAUCGGUCUUUCACACUGCAGGAAACAAUGUUUUGCCGAUAAGAAACAUUCCUCGGUGUUGUCCAUACUGUGGAGUUCCUGCAGUGUCUCAUGACGGCUAAAAGCACGCGUAGCAACAUAAUCCUGGUGGUGCAGAUGGAUUUCUGAUAUCCUUUAAGCUGGUUGCAUUUUUGAUUUCUCCUGGAGAAAAAGGGAAACCUUACAUGGUAGGAAAAAAACAACAACAAUUGAUCAUUUAAACCAGGCAAUACAAAUAAUACUAAACCACUUAUUUGGGCAGUUAGGAACCAAAUCCCUGAAGUAGGACUCAGGUUAGUGGACUUGAAAGGAAUAUUGUAAACGCUGCUUUAAUGAAUCGUGGACAGCAUGACUGACAGAUGCUGGCUUUUUCUGAAGAUUUUCAUUUAAUAGAAACAACUGAUCAUGUAGCACCAUACUGUAGCUACUGUAAAACACACAAGUCAGUUGUCAAACAGUCUGGAUCAUGAGAAAGUUCACCUGUGGUGUUUCGCCUGGAACGGAAAACAAAUAUCCUUCCCGGCAAAUGUACACGUUUUCUCAAUCUAAUGUCAGUCGGCGUAACUUUUUAUAUUCGGUAAAAAAAAUGCUUGUGUUUGAAUGGCGUGAUGUUUGAAUCGGUAACAAAAACAGAGAGCACAAGCGCUCCAGUUGGGCUAACCUGGGUUUGUGUUUUCUCCAGCAACUUGUUUGGCUAUAAGGAAAUGACGGUAUAGGAGUAAAUGGUUUGUUCAACAGGUCAGAUUCAUCUCACGGUGUUUGGACUCACAACUGACUUGCAUGUAUUAAGCAGCACAAAGGUAUCUGGCUCUUUAACAGGAGAGGAUAAAUAAUGCAAUCUGUUUGGAAGGAUAGGCAGUUAGCUGCAGAGUUGGGAGGAAUUAAGAUUGUUGGUGCAACAUUUACUUUGCUUUUGUCAAUCAUUAUUUUGUUGACAGCUGCCUCUUUGGAUUUAAGUGAAUCAAGAGUUCAAUGAUGGUAAUCUUUGACCGCUUUGCUGAGUGGCUGACAGUCAGGAAUUAUAACUUCUCUAAAGAUUACACUAGAGGUGGUUUUAAUGUUUAAGUUCUUCUGAAAAAAUAAGUAGUUAUUUUGUUUUCUCGUGAGGCUUAAGGCGUCUUGGUAAUCAGACCUCCUCCUUGACUACAUCUUCCAUUCACAUGCAAUUUACUCAACACACGUAAUGGCUACAAAGUCCAUUGAAUCUCAAGUCCACAUACAGCAACAGAUGUUGAUAAUCAUUGUUUACGUGGCUGACUUUGCUCUUAUUGUCCUCUUCUGUGACAUCAUAAUCCACUCUUUACAGCAAUAGUCAGUUGCUUAUUUAUUUAAGCAGCUUAACAUAAUGCAGCGAUGAAUAAUGAGCUAUAGACAAUAGUGCAUUUUCCAACUCGGCAUUUAUUACUCGACAAAGCACACCGGUUUUGAUGCAAAGAGGGCGAAAGUCAGGCAAAAUGUUAUAAGGAAGUUUGAGGCAAUCUUGGUCUCUAGUGUUAACAGCAAAAAAUAUCUUCUACUAUCACUACUUUUGUUUAGUUUAUACAUGUAUUUGACGAUUUUAAAAUCAUAGCCUCAAAUUUGACACAGGCAAUGGUUUAGCUUACAUUUUCUCUACCAGCUUCCCUCAACAUCUGGAACAUCUGUCAGUCUCCUUUUAUACCAAUGCUCUGCAGACUGGACUCAGAGGUGUGUUAAAGUUUUCUUGGAAGUACAACUAAGGAGCUGAAAGCAUGUGUGUGUGGGGGGGGCGGUCUUUUUAAGAGCCUUGUGCUGUAAGCAGAAAGGAAGUCUGUGUCUGAAUGUGUCCUGCACUUUAUAUCUGUUUGCCGUUAAAAAAAAAAAGAGUUCGAGGUGGAGUGUGAAUAAUAUUUUUCCUCAUACCGUUUGGUUUUGUUUGUUUUUUUGUUGUGUUCCCAGUCAUCCUAUCUCUUUCUUUCAUUUUUAUCUUACAAGCAGGCUUCAGGUGAGCUUGAUUUGUUUGACAUUUUGGAAGACUUUAAGAGAGCUUUUGCCAGAUUUAUCAGGCUCCCAAUAAACUGUCCAAUUCAUAAUCAUUAUUUAAGACAGUCAAAACUAGUGUGAAAAUAUGCUGACCGACACAAUCAGUGACAUUUUAGCUGCAGACUGUUGAGUUAAAGGUACCGUAGGAUACAUUAAAGUACAAUUCACGUUAUUAUGACUUGAAGCUUCUGUGUGAUGCAAUGUUGCUUCUGCAGUGUGCCUGUCAUUUCAUUCUUCAUUGUUUCACAGAUCUGCACAGUGCACAUAUAAGAAGUAUCAAAUACUGUAAACAUAAACGGAGGUAUUGUAAGCAGUGGAACUAAAACGAUGUGUUGUUGUGAUCCUAAAUGUGUUUUUGUUUUCUUCUUUUUUUUUAGUCACAUAUCAACUAUGCAAUAUAAUUGUAUGGCUUAAGCUGUUCUUCUGAACCUGCGGCUACUAUCUACGGUGUUUCAACAUCCUCAAUGAUUUAAAGAUUAUCACAGAAUUUGUGAGACUGACAGUAUAAGAAUGUCUGUCACUAAGCUAUAAUCUGUAGGACAUCUAGUUAUACACUUCUCAAGGCUACUGUAAGAAUUGGUUUCUCUUGCUGCUGUUAACUCAAAUAUAAAACAAAGUGCUAAAUGUUUGUAUUUUGUUGUUGACUGCUACAGUUCUUUGUUAAAUCUGAUACAUUUAUUAGAUGUUUGUUGAGAGAACUAAGUAGUGAACAUUUGAUAAAUUGUGGACUUCUGUAGCUAGCACUUCAUCUGUGCUUGGAGCCGAUACUAGCAUAAGGCACCCAGAGCCAUGUGAAAGUAUGUGUUCAGUUGCAUUCUGGAUAAUGUAGGCACCAAUAAAAAUAAAAAUAAAAAACCUCUUGUUUGUUGUGUGUCAAAUUCAUACAUGAGUCAGACAGUGUUGGAAAGCAGCUGAAGAAGGCUACUUUAACUGUCAGAUCAUUCUAAUAAUUAUAUCAAUGACUGCAGAGGUUAUUCAGUACUGGUUUACAAUAACACACUACAUUCAGUAAACCAGCGUCCGGUUUAUUGUGAUUCUUAAUGCAACUCAUAACACAGUUGUCUACGAAGAGGAUGUGCUUUUUAGCAUUGUAUUCAAGUGUUAAAGAAAUACACAGUAGAAUUCAGGACACAUUCACUGCAUAAAUGAGGCUACAGUACAUUUGCAGGGCACAUUAGCAUUUAUGUGGCUUUUAACAUGACGUAACACAGAACUGAUGUUAUUUCAAUGAAGUUGUCAAGACACAUUAAAUGGCAAAUAUCAGUAUACAUUUAUAGAAUUGGUUGUCAUGAGGAAUGUCUGGUUAACAUGGAAUCAAUGGGGUGUAUUU
Molecule: messenger RNA, 4729 nt
Organism: Notothenia coriiceps (black rockcod)
Lineage: Eukaryota; Metazoa; Chordata; Actinopteri; Perciformes; Nototheniidae
Gene: cdc37l1
Product: cell division cycle 37-like 1
Exons: 7
Coding region: 267-1286 (339 amino acids)
Biological process (GO): protein stabilization; protein folding
Cellular component (GO): cytoplasm
Molecular function (GO): heat shock protein binding; protein-folding chaperone binding
Source: RefSeq, a predicted model, not a curated record